Cryphonectria parasitica EP155 is the source of this 835-nucleotide messenger RNA. RefSeq lists its product as uncharacterized. The transcript is spliced from 2 exons. The record is from RefSeq and is a predicted model, not a curated record. Lineage: Eukaryota; Fungi; Ascomycota; Sordariomycetes; Diaporthales; Cryphonectriaceae. The coding region runs from base 14 to 646 and encodes 210 amino acids.
GGAGCCGGUCCAGAUGAACUAUGCGGUCAACGACACCGUCCUGGCAAAGUGGGUGUCAGGCGACAAGGGCUUCUACCCGGCGCGGAUCACGGCGGUCACGGGCAGCAGCACGCAGCCCAUCUAUACAGUCAAGUUCAAGAGCUACGAUAUGGUCGAGACGCUGCGGGGCCGGGAUAUCAAGCCCGCCACCAACAAGCGCAAGGCUGCCGAUGGGACGUCUGCGGGCGGUACCAUUGCCAGCCCGGUUACGCCAGGGACGCCGUCGUCGUCGUCGGCAGCAAUAGCAGCAGCUGCUGGUGGUGGGUUUCCAAGCACCAGCGGUUCGGCGACGAGCAACAACGGCAUCGUCCUGACGAGCGCGCCGAGUGUGUACCCGCAGGCCGAGGACAAGGGUGCAGAUGGUGAAGAGAAGCCGGUCAAGAAGUUCAAGAAGAUCAAGGCGACCAAGGAGCUCGAGAAGGGGAAGAACAAGUGGCAGGAGUUCAACAACAAGAGCAAGUUCGGCAAGGCGCAGAAGAAGGACAGCAUGUUCCGGACGCCAGAGGGUGUGCACGGGCGAGUUGGAUUCACAGGCUCGGGCCAGGCCAUGCGCAAGGAUCCUACCAGGAGUCGUCAUAUCUACCAACCUAAUGAGGACGUUGACUAAGAUGCUUUUUUCUUGCUGCAGAAAUCCUUUUUCUCUUUCGUCAUCCGGGGCUGUCUCGGAGCGCGGCAACAAAAACGACUGCUAGAUCAUCUCCUUCGAAACCUGAAAAGCCGGGACAGGCCCCUCUCGAUCACUGUGCUGGUGGCUCCCUCGGCCCUUGCAACACGCACACCUCGCUCUCGCUCUCUC